Messenger RNA from Megalobrama amblycephala (Wuchang bream), 3186 nucleotides. It is a transcript of the gene sdr42e2, whose product is annotated as short chain dehydrogenase/reductase family 42E, member 2. Bases 1153 to 2499 code for a protein of 448 amino acids. Gene Ontology annotation, biological process: steroid biosynthetic process. Gene Ontology annotation, molecular function: 3-beta-hydroxy-Delta5-steroid dehydrogenase (NAD+) activity. NCBI's taxonomy places the organism in Eukaryota, Metazoa, Chordata, Actinopteri, Cypriniformes, Xenocyprididae. The record is from RefSeq and is a predicted model, not a curated record. The transcript is spliced from 12 exons.
AAUAUAUAACACUGGUGGUUUUUGGAUAUUUUACUGCAAAAAUCAUAUUUUACACACAUUACAUAUUGCACCUUUAAUAAGCUUAUGGCUAAAAAUAAUAUUUUGGAAACAUAUUGUAAAUAGGUAUCUGUUAUAAAAAGCAUGGUUGAAAGAAAUGUGACAGCUUUAAUGUUCAAAUUGCAGCUUAAGAGCAUUUGUGAUUUGUCUGGCUUCCGGUGUCAUUCACUUCCAGUUAUUUUACCUGUAAAAAAACUACCCAUUUGUAUUGCAAACUGGUAUCAUAAACACUGGUUUGUACCACAAAUAGUUUUAACGUUUACUGCACUUUGUUUUUCUUUUAGUUUCUUACCUAUAGCGGUUAAUAAAUUGGAAGAUUCGCACAUUCACAGAAAUGUAUGGGGGACAGAAUACUUUAGUUUAGAUUAAACUGGGCCCGGCAAGGUAGGCUGGUGGGGUGCUCUAGCGUAAUCACACAUCUCACUUCACAUAGGCAUAUAGGCAUUACAUAGGCAUACAUGAAUUCCAGUAUCAUACAAUUUGUGCCAUGAUAUUACCAUCUGACAGUAUUUGGGGAGGAGGGGAAGUAUACAAAGUAUAUUAGCAUUUUUCUUUGCUAUUGUGCAUUUGUGAUGCCAAAGAUCUGAUACUCGAUAGAUAGAUAGAUAGAUAGAUAGAUAGAUAGAUAGAUAGAUAGAUAGAUAGAUAGAUAGAUAGAUAGAUAGAUAGAUAGAUAGAUAGAUAGAUAGAUAGAUAGAUAGAUAGAUAGAUAGAUACUUUUUAAAUAUGACAAAUGAAUACUUUAUACUGCACUGUAGCCUAUAAAAUGCAUCAAUAAUAUGCUUUUGCAGGAUCAUUCAAUGUAUUAUACGUUUGAAAAGUAGUUUUGUUUUCACAUUUUAUUCUUUUGAUAUUGUUAAAUGUAAACUGCAUGACAUGGCAUGCUAGUGCUCAUUGGCUGCUGUGUAGGUAGGUUCGCGCGCACUCGCUGUUUUACGGUAACGCUCUCAGGUGAAGCGCAGGUGAUUGACAGACGCAGAACACCAGAGACACUAGCGGGAUGACGCGACGCGCGCGCAGCUGAUGGACACAACACAUAUGACCAGUUACUGACAGACUGGACGCAGUGGAGGUAUCUGAAGCCCCGUGUGCAUUAUGAAGCAGAGCAGGUCCUUGUGUCAGGUGGAGCAGCUGCCCUGUGCAUGUCUACUGGACUGUCGCCGGCAGACCCACAGCCGCAGCGCCGCCGCUGCCCCAAUCAGACACAGAGCCAACGGGGCGGUGGGCGCCUUGUGCAACAGUCCCAACUGCGUGGUGGCCGGCAGGCUGGAGAGCCCAGAGCAGAGGCGGUGCGGGGCCAGCAGGGUGCUGGUCACCGGAGGGGCCGGAUACUUCGGAUUCAGGCUGGGCCGUGCUCUGGCCGGACAAGGGGCCACGGUCUUAUUGCUGGAUCUCCACAAGCCGCCCUGGGAUAUCCCAGAUGGAGCUGUCUUCCAGCAGAUUGAUAUCCGGGAUUAUGAUGCCCUGUAUAAGAUCUGUGCAGGAGUGGACGUAAUAUUCCACACCGCUUCCUACGGGAUGUCAGGUCCUGAGCAGCUGAGGAGAAAGCAGAUCGAGUCAGUCAAUGUUGGCGGCACGAACAAUGUCAUAAACGUGUGUACGGAGCGGGGCAUCUCGAGACUCGUCUACACCAGCACAGUGAAUGUGGCGUUUGCUGGCAGACCCAUUGAGGAUGGAGAUGAAGACUCGGUUCCCUGCGUGCCGCUGGACAUGCACAUAGACCAUUACUCCAGGACUAAAGCCAUCGCUGAACACAUGGUGCUCGCUGCCAAUGGAAGAUCAACAAAAGGUGGUGGUCUUCUACAGACAUGUGUCCUACGCCCCUCUGGUAUCUACGGUCCCGAAGAGAGGAGACAUUUGCACAGGGUGAUGGUAAACGUGGAGAGGAGGUUGUUCAGCUUUUGUUUUGGGGAUCCUAAUGCCAAGAUGAACUGGGUGCAUGUGGAUAAUUUGGUGAUGGCUCAUGUUUUAGCAGCAGAAGCCCUCACUGCAGAAAAAGCCUUUGUGGCGAGUGGACAGGCCUACUUUAUCAAUGAUGGGGAGUCCGUCAAUGUCUUUGAAUGGUUGACACCUCUGUUUGAAAGACUGGGUUAUGGUCGGCCACUGAUUCACCUUCCUGUGUUUCUGGUCUACUCAGCAGCAAUUCUGAUGGAGCGACUGCAUGUGACUCUGAGUCCUAUACUGGAAAUCCCAUUGAUUCUGACAAGAAAUGAGGUGAGAAGCAUUGCUGUCAGUCACACCUUUAAAAUCGAGAAGGCACAGCGAGAUCUGGGCUUCAUUCCUAAGAAGUACAGCCUGACCGACUCUGUGGAUCAGUACCUGCGGAGCCGACCGGCACGAUCAGCCGCGUCAUUUCCCAACACACAGCACCUCUUCCUGCUGCUCCUGCUGCUUCUGAUCGGAUUCAUCACCCUCAUGAUCUACUCUGCAGCCUGGGAAUAAUACGUCUUAACCAUUCAGUCUCACUUGUAGGGUUUGAACUAGGGCAGAGCGAUAUAGAGAAUUUAAAAUGACUUGGUUGGCAAUAUAAAAUGACACAGCAUUGUGAACAUUACAUAAAAACUAAUUUGAGAGCAUUCAAAGAGAUGUUUUAAAUCUUUUCUAUGAAUCAGUUUAAAGUCACCAUGAAAUCAGAAUUGACAUUUUUUUUUUUUUAAUGAAAUAUUGCAGUAUUUAUUAUAAAUGAUUUAUCCAUGCACCUCAUUAUUUAUUUUUGUUUUAAUUCAUGUGUCCUCAUAAUCUUUAAUCAAAAUAACUUCCCCUCCCUCUUGCAGCGACAUCUCUUCUCUGAUGAUGCGAUUACUGGCACGAGGGCGGGGCGACCUGUCACUCACAUGAGAUCCACCAAUAGCAAACCACAACCAUCCAAUCAAUUCCUCCUGGAUAAAAUCAAGUCCCGCCCUACAUUUGUUCUUGUUCGAGAAGCCGUUACACUCAGAUAUAGUAUGUCACAUAGGGAAGAAAAAAUUAUUGCAACUUCCAUUUCAUGCUGACUUUGUACCGUCCACUUCAAUGAACCAAUUCAAAAAUUAAUAAUUUGCUCCACUAAAACAAAAUCAUGCAUAAUUAUUGCUUUUUAUUACUGCGUUUUGUUAUAUUGGUGUGCAUACAAGUUAAAUUUAUGAAAUA